Messenger RNA from Priceomyces carsonii, 804 nucleotides. RefSeq names its product tRNA guanylyltransferase (gene THG1). The transcript has a single exon. Gene Ontology annotation, molecular function: magnesium ion binding; tRNA guanylyltransferase activity. Bases 1 to 804 code for a protein of 267 amino acids. Gene Ontology annotation, biological process: tRNA modification. The record is from RefSeq and is a predicted model, not a curated record. NCBI's taxonomy places the organism in Eukaryota, Fungi, Ascomycota, Pichiomycetes, Serinales, Debaryomycetaceae.
AUGGCUCAUUCAAGGUUUGAAUAUGUGAAAGAGUUUGAGAAAGAGAACUACUUAUUACCUGAUACAUUUAUCGUCAUCAGGGUGGAUGGGAAGGGAUUUCACAAGUUCAGUGAAAAAUACAACUUCCAGAAGCCGAACGAUAUAAGAGCACUCAAUGUGAUGAAUCGUGCUAGCGAGAAAGUUGUGAGACAGUUCCCUGAUAUUUUGCUUGCAUAUGGAGACUCUGAUGAGUACUCUUUCUUACUAAGGAGAAAUUGUAAUUUAUUUGAAAGAAGAGAAAUGAAACUUGUGUCAACAUUCGCUUCUGCGAUAACAUCUCAUUAUUAUUAUGAGUGGAAUCAGGAAUUUCCUGAAAAAGCAUUGUGGCCAGAGAAUCUACCAAUGUUUGACUCGAGAGCAGUGGUAUACCCUUCUGCAAAACAUGUUCGAGACUAUUUUAGUUGGCGACAAGUGGACUGUCAUAUAAAUAAUUUGUAUAAUACAACGUUUUGGUCAAUGGUUGAAAAGGCAAACUUGACACCUAAAGAAGCGGAGAACAAGCUAAUGGGGACAGUUUCAAGUGAUAAAAAUGAAAUUUUAUUCAAGGACUUUGGAAUUAAUUAUAACGAUGAACCAGACAUCUUCAAAAAAGGUACAAUAAUUGUAAGAGAGUAUGAAUCAUGGAAGCCAGAGCUUGAGAGUGACAAUUCGGCUAGGCAACGGCAACGUAUUGAAAAAAAACGGAAAAGAGCAAACAUAGCAUUUCAUCACGUUGAUAUUAUAAAAGAUGAUUUUUGGAGCUCUCGACCAUGGCUCUUAGAGUGA